This is a messenger RNA of Uncinocarpus reesii 1704, 360 nucleotides long. RefSeq lists its product as uncharacterized. Bases 1 to 360 code for a protein of 119 amino acids. The record is from RefSeq and is a predicted model, not a curated record. The transcript has 2 exons. Lineage: Eukaryota; Fungi; Ascomycota; Eurotiomycetes; Onygenales; Onygenaceae.
AUGGAUUUCGCACGCUUCUUCCCCAAGUCUUUAUGGAAAAAUAACAUGAAUUUCGAAAUACGAAUUUCAGACGGUUUUUCCCCUUCUUCCUCUUUGUCACAUCUGGAAAUGUCCCGGGUAGAUGGUGAGGGUUUGACCGCAUUCGAAACGCAAGGUGGCGAGCGGCAGUCAAUGAAGGACAGAAUCCUUGCCCCGAAAACAGGCCUGUCAGUGUCAGGUGGUUUCGAAUUGGCUUUCCUUCAAUCCAAGAUCCGUCGGUUGCGGCUUUGUCAAGAUGCACGGGGCACUGGAAUUGAGCGGCGGAAUGGCACCGUUUAUGAUCCUCGGCAAAACAUCGUAGAGAUCGAAGCGGAGAGUUGA